Mesorhabditis spiculigera is the source of this 2586-nucleotide messenger RNA. The record is from the annotation of a GenBank genome assembly. NCBI's taxonomy places the organism in Eukaryota, Metazoa, Nematoda, Chromadorea, Rhabditida, Rhabditidae.
AUGAGUAGUGGCUCGUCUGACUCCGGCUCUGAUGUGGAGAUGGAUGAGGAAGAUUUGCUCGAUCUUGAGGACUUGGAUGAUAAGAUUGCCACAUUGAAGCAGCAGCUGGCCGCUGAACCCUACAACACCAAGCUACACGCUGAACUUUGCUCGGUUUUGCGAAAGAAUGGCGAUUUGGAAGAGCUGGAAGCCGCACGAAAUCGUUGGAACGACAUUGCGCCGCUUCCCGUGUCUGAGUGGAUCAACUGGGCAAAGGACCAAAUCGGUGUCAAAGAUGACAAGGCCGACGUGGAGGCCGUCUUCAACAAGGCGUUUUUGGACUUCAACUAUGGCGCCCUCUGGAUUGAGUAUGUGCAGUGGGCUUGCGGACACGGCCCUGAAUACGCGAGAAAGGUUUUCGAAGCGGCCAUCGUGGCUCUUGGCCUGCGCUUCGAUAGCGGAUAUCUGAUCUGGCAGUCCUAUCUCGACGUGGAGAACCUCUUGCUCGUGGCAUCUGAAGGCAGAAAAGAGGCGGAUAUCGCGAGGAUCGUUGACAUCUACAAACGCGCUCUCAGGAUCCCCAGCAUCAAGCUGGCCGAUCUCUUCGCUAGCUGGCAACAAUUUGGUAAUAUUCUUUGUUUGAAAUUAAACGUUAAUUUCGCCUCCGAAAAUACCGUGGAUGAGGAAACGCAGACUGCUGUCAAAGCCAUUUAUGUCGAAACCGCUAAAAAGUCGAAAGACCUGAAUGCACUGGAGACCAAGCUUGCGCAGGCCGAGAAGCCAAUGGCCGUAUAUGAUGAAUAUUUGGCAUAUGAGAAAGAAUCACAAGACAUUGCGCGGAUCGAGUCGUUUUUUGAGAGGGUCGUCGAGAAUCAACCGGACAACGAGAAUGUCUGGUUUAACUACGGGCAAUGGUUGGAGGAAAAGCUGAAAAUUCCCUCGAAAAUCCGUUCCCUCUACGAGCGAGCCGUCCGCAAUUGCUACUAUUCAUGCGGACUGUGGCAAAAGACACUGCUCGCCGUCGAGGGGGCAAAUGGGUCCGAUGAUGAACUCGAGGUCCUGUGGAUCAAGGCGAAGGAAUGUAUCUCAUCAGCUGACGAUGCCCGGAUUCUUUUCCCUACUUAUGCGUAUCUCCAGCGACGGCGCGGCGAGGCCAACAAGGACUACAGUGCGGCUGCCAAAAUUUUUGCCGACGGACAGGAGUUCAUGCGCCAGAGAUGGCUGUAUGAUUGGGAUCCCGAAUUCACAUACCGACGCAACUACGCCUGGUUCGCCUUCACACGUCUCGACGACUACAAGCUGGGUCACCGGAUCUGGGAAGAUAUUCUGGCUUCUGGUGGCGGGCGAUUGGCGGAUCAGUGGCUUACGGCCAUACGCGACGAGCGCCAAUUUGGAAAAGACCCCGUGACAGCACGAAAAAUGUUUUAUCGGGCCUUGAACUCCGUCUCCGACCACCCGCAGAAGAUCUACGCGGCUGUGGUGCAGUAUGAACGUGAGGAAGGGACGUUCGAACAGCUUCAACAUGGCCUAGAAAAGGUCAAUGCUCAAAUCAUGCAGCGCAAGGAUCGACCUCAGAAGAAGGAGCGCGAGGAGAAGAAGCCUGUGGGGAAAGGGGCGCCAAGAACAAGGGACGACUCGAAUGGGCCACAACGCGGUGGUAGCGCUGGUGAAAAGCGGAAGGCUGAUACGCACACGGGUUCGCCGGUGGAGAAAAAACUCCGCGCCGAGCCGCCGAUCGCUACGAAGGCCAUUUCGAGCACGGCACCCGUCAUCAAAGACAAUGAUGGUUUUGUCGUCCCUGGGCUACCCGUCCGAUCUACACCACCGGCCUCACCCUCACCCGACGCGAGUCAUCCAGCUGCUGGCCCGUCAAACGAUGGCUCGAAUCAGUGGAUCGUCUUUGUCAGUAACCUGGACUUCAAGUGCCCGGAAAGCGCGAUUGAAGAGGUGCUGAACCCGGGUGUUGUCAAGGUCGACCUCAAGUACCGCGGAAUGAGCAAACUCAACUCUGGAUUCGGCUCCGUCGUCAUGGACUCGCAAGAAAAUUAUGAAGCCGCUUUGAAGAAAGAUCGUACCCUGAUCGGCUCGCGCCCACUCUACGUCAGCAAACACACGAAGAAGGACAAAUCCGAUGACGGUGCGUCGUCCCUGGGCACUGCACCGGCUUUCAAGUAUGCCACCGGACUCGAGCGGAACAAAUUGUUUGUGAAAAACGUUCACUACAACACCAAGGAGGAUGAGCUUAUGGAAGUGUUCGCCCAGUUCGGAAGGGUGCUCGGCGCACGCAUUGUGACCCACAAGAGCGGCCAAUCAAAGGGCAUGGCCUACGUGGACAUGGAAAACGAGGAGGCGGCCAAGAAAGCGAUUGAAGCAAAAGAUUUAGUGCUAAGAGAGCGCGCACUGGAAGUCCUGCUAUCCAACCCGCCCAAGAAAUCUUCUGCCCCAAUAUUCAACCCGUUGAUGCGAAAAGGGCAUGCUUCUCUGAUCCAGCUUGUGCCUCGCUCUACCCGUGUGGCGCCGACCAACUCGAAUAAGACGCCUGCAACUGGUGCACCCUCGGCGGCCGGCAAAAUGUCCAACGACCAAUUCCGGCAGUUUUUGAAGAAA